UCUCGUCAAAAAUUCAGCAGAAAAAAAAACAAACAAAAGCGAUUCGAUACGGUUCUAACUUCUACUUUUGUGGACAGGUGUUCAACUUGACAAAACUGACCACACAAGCAUGCCUCUUCUCGGGAACAAGUUCAAUACAAAGAAGACCCCUCCUAGAAGGUCGGCCUCUCUCAAUAAUCUUAAUCGCUUGGAGAGCUCCAUCAGAGAGGAAGAGUAUGGGAUGACCUACGGACAGCCAAAGGUCAAACUCGGGGGUCAAGAACUCAAGUUUGAUGAAGACAAUGGGGUGUGGAUUGCUGAGUCUGGCAAUGCAGGAGGGGUCAGUCAGCGUGAUUUCAUCAAACUGAGAAAGCAGAACCAAUCCUUGGCUGAAGAAAACAAUCUACUCAAAUUAAAAAUUGAACUUCUACUUGACAUGCUGGCUGAAACCACAGCAGAGAAACACCUACUAGAAAAGGACAUGGGAGAGUAUGGACAUUCAUCAAGUUCAAAGAAGAAGGGAAAGGGCCAGAAGAGAUGAUGAAGAAGAAGAAACGCUUCCCAUUUUGGGAUUGUGCUGGACAAUCACAUGUGUUGCAUUCUUCGUACUAGCAAAGAAAAUCGCUUGCAGGGCGGAAGAACAGCCACAAGUUGUAGCAUUCUUCAGCCAGUGUUGUGGUGUGGAAUUUUUCUGGAAAUGAAACAGAUGCAGUUCCUGGUUAAUUGUUCUCAUAUUCUUGCUUAUUUUAUAAGCAGCUUUUGGAAUAUGUAUUGUGAGGAGUCAUUAUACCUUCAGCUCUUUAUUCAUUGCAUUGUGAACACUUCAUCUUGACCUCGGCCUGUAUUCUGAAGUCAGGUUUAAUUAAAAUUCUGGUUUAAGACCUUAUAAGGUUUUGGUUUAACUAUAGAUAGCUAAUUGUGAAAUAAAUCUUUGAUAUUACAGGAUCAAGUUAUCUGCUCCUGUGACACUCAAGUAAUGAAUAACUAUCUGUAAAUAGUAGCUUAAACAGUUUUCUUCUUCAUUAGAGCAUGAUGAAAGAGCACUUGGUUAACAUUAGAAAUCGUCGUGUCGGUGCAGGAACACCCGUAGCGCCACACUUUUGGGCAUUGCAUGCACGCAGAAAUGCCCUUAGUUGUAUAACAAAUGUACAACAAAUUUUGGACAUUUUUAGCUUCCCAUAAUUUAAGCCCAGAGUUAGACCACGGAUGAAUUAAACCGUACUUCAGAAAAUGUUCCCUAGAGUUUAUCUUUUAUACAAAAGCAUUGAUCUACAUCUGCUUGAAGAGUUGUGGGCUGGUCCCAAACAAAUUAGGGUCUCCACUGUUGAUUUAUGAGUUUCUGUUUCUCAAUUUUUUUUCUUAACCCUUAGAAUACCUACAUGUAUAUACAGGAAUUAAUGAUACAUGUAUUGUGAUCUAUCUUCAAGAUUCAAUCCAUUCUAAUGAUAACCCUGUAAAAAACACUCAACCCUUCUAGUUUUGAAUUGAAAUUUUUUUUGCCUCAUGGAGUGUCGAGAUAAACCUCAAAUAACCCCCCAAAAAAUUCAAAUUAUCACUCAGGACUUCUAUAAAAGAUUUUGCACAAUGCAGUCUAAUUUGUUUCUGUUGGUCAUUGAUAACAAGCUUAGUGGUGUUUUGUAGGAAAAUAUGUAUAUAUUUAGGGGGUUGAAUUUACAACAUAGACUUUAGUGAGCAAUGAAAAACAACAUUCCUUGAAAUAAAAAUUUUGACACUCCUAAUUACUGAAUUACUUUUCUGAUUCACAAAAAUUAAAGAUAUGAUUGAGAGAUUAUGAGACUUUUAUUGAUAUGUUUCUUUAAUUCCAAAACAUAGCAAUAGGGUAAUUCUGAUUGAUAUUUUGAUUAUGUUGGAUAAGAGUGAUUUUAUUUAUGAAAAUUGGAGCCGCAAAGUCACAUUUUUACUUUUUUUUCUGUGUCUGUGAUUGGUUAUAAAAAUGGAGUCCAUAAAAUAAUUGCACCUGAAAAUUUAGUGCUUCAAGUAAGUAAUAAAAGAGUCACAUGAAACACCAUCCUAAUUUUAUUCCAUAUACCAGAUAACAUGUAUUGCUAUUAGAGCCCCCAGCAGAGAAAUUAAAUGAUUUUUUUUUCCAGUUACAGUUAUCUUGAAAGUGAACGACCAUUAUUUUUAUUCUUCCUGACUGUUUUUUCUUAAAUCCAUUUAAACAACACACAUCAAAAUUCAUGAUUUUUAAAAACAAAUCACAAAGUGCCAAUAUUUGCACGUAUACAUGUAUGCAUUGUGGUCAAUCAAUUUCAUGAUUAUAGACCACAACGAUAUACAAGUUGUAAUUUAUUGUGGAUCUACUGAUCAUCUUGUAGAAAUCUCCCAUGCAUUUGUGACUACAUGGAAAAUAUCUGGCAGGGUUAGGUCCACCCUAACCCAGGGAACUCCCGCCCGCUGCGCGGGCGGGAGCCCAGGAGCUUACCGUGUAUUUUACCAUACUCAGGAAACUGCCACUCGUUAGACCUUCAUCCAUAUAAUCGUGGUAAGUGCAUAAUUUCUGUUUUCACAAUUCAUUUGGAGAAAUAUUUAGACCAUAAUUCACCCUAGUCCCGUGAGUAUGGUAAAAUACACGGUAAGCCCCUGGGGUCCGGCCCGCUGCGCGUGCCGGAGCUCCCUGGGUUAGGUCCACCCAAGUCCACCCCAACGAAAAGUUGAUUUUAAUAAAAAGAGAAAAAUCCAACAAGCACAACACUGAAAAUGUCAUCAAAAUUGCAUGAAAAAUAAGAAAGUUAUGACAUUUCAAAGUUUUGUUUAAUUUCACAAAACAGCUACAUGUAUAUACACAUCCUGGUCGGUAUGCAAAUGAGGAGACUAAUGACGUCAUCCACUCACUAAUUCUUUUGUAUUUUAUUAUAUGAAAUGUGAAAUAUUUCAAUUUUCUCCUAAUUAUCAAGUGAAACAAAGAUUAAUUCCUCCCUGAACACCUGGAAUUAACAUUUUUCCAAUACUAUAUGGUUCAAUCAAGUUGGCCCAUAUUGUCAAAUAAGUUAAAAAUGAAAUAUUGUAUAAUUCAAACAAUAAAAAUCAAAAGAAAUAGUGAGGGACAUCAUCGAUUGUCUCAUUUGCUUGUCACUGAGUUGUGCACAUAACUGUUUUGUGGAAAAUAAGCAAAACUUUAAAAUGUCAUAACUUUCUUAUUGUACAUCUGAUUUUGAUGAAAUUUUCAGCAUUAUGCAGGGGCUGCGGAACGGUUUUCAAAGUGGGAGGGGGGCUGACCAUGCAAAAAUCACAAUCUUAUGGUCAUUUUUACGUUUUUGUACAGUUUUUGAAAAAAGUGGGGGGCUAAAGCCCCCCCCCCCCCCUCAGCUUCCGCGGCCUGUUAUGCUAGUUUAAUUUUCUCUGUUUAUACAAAUCAAAUUUUUCUUCUGGGGUGGACUUGACCUUUAAAGAGUUUGAAGAAUGACUACUACAUCUUCUCCCUAAAAGACUGCUUGUCUUCAGAUGUCAAAUACAUGAACAUGUAUCUGGUUACUUUCUUUUUUUUAUAUCAAUAUUCUUAUUCAUUUUUGUAACCUUCAUGGGCAGGUUCAUAUGUUGUCUUCUUUGUAUAACGGUACUUAUAUUUAUAGAAUAAAGUUUUGAGUAUUGAAAAAUUUAA
Molecule: messenger RNA, 3601 nt
Organism: Lytechinus pictus (painted urchin)
Lineage: Eukaryota; Metazoa; Echinodermata; Echinoidea; Temnopleuroida; Toxopneustidae
Product: protein chibby homolog 1-like
Exons: 4
Coding region: 110-520 (136 amino acids)
Source: RefSeq, a predicted model, not a curated record